Molecule: messenger RNA, 4077 nt
Organism: Daphnia carinata
Lineage: Eukaryota; Metazoa; Arthropoda; Branchiopoda; Diplostraca; Daphniidae
Product: protein strawberry notch-like
Exons: 13
Coding region: 114-3824 (1236 amino acids)
Biological process (GO): regulation of DNA-templated transcription
Cellular component (GO): nucleus
Molecular function (GO): histone binding; chromatin DNA binding
Source: RefSeq, a predicted model, not a curated record
CCUCGAGUCAUUGAAACAAAUGUUUAUCUCUCGUGCAAAACGCACAGGUUUUGUUGCAGAAAUGAACAGGAUUUAAUCAGUGACAAUAUAGAAAUAGGCUUUAAAUAACUAUCAUGAAACGUAUUGGGGACGUAUGUACUUCUUCACGCCGUCACCCACCCAGGAUGCAGUUGCUUGUAGUAUCACCUGGAACUAGAGAAUACCGCCACUAUUUUGGCUCACCAUCUCGCCAAAUCGGCUCCAGUUUUAAAGGCCGUACACCACCGAAAACCCGACUGAAUCGAGAGGCAUGGAACGAAGCUCGACCUAGACGCAGUUUACGAGAAAAAUGCUUUACGAAUCCGAAGACAUCGUAUUUGAACACAAACGAAGUUCUAGUUUCACAUGUGAUUUCCCCGGACGAAAUAUAUGUCCAACACACGUGUUCGAUGGAAUCUCUACAGAUUAUGAUGGAAGAAAUCCAAACAUCAGCAGUCAAUUGCAAAUCAAUUUCAGUGCCUUUAACAGGAAUGAGUUGCCUCGCCAAGUGGCCCUACGACGAAUGUUAUUACCGAUGUCGAAUCACCGAUGUUACAGAAAGCGACACUGGAGUCCAUUUCGUUGACUAUGGAGAUGAAAUUCGGGUCAAUCGAUCUCAGAACGCGUGCAAAGUUAUCGAUGCGGCUUUUAGCUGCCGCCCAUUUUUUGCUUACAAAGUAAAAUUAGCAGACGUCACUCCUCGCAGUCAAAGAGGGAUGUGGGAAGAAGAAACAAAACAAAAGCUUAUCAAUUUUUUUGAUAAAAAAUCCAAUGUCUUCAUCAUGGAAGUAGUGGAAGACGUGAUGGAUUCAGUUAAAGUGGUUAAGCUUAAGUGUCCUGAUGGAAAAGAUUUAAGCUGGCACUUUUUCCAACUGGGAAUUGUUGAUCUCAUCAAGAAGAUGCCACUAGAUUAUAUGAUACAAAAUGACAAUGUCGGUGAACCGCAAAAGGAGGACUCUAAUGAUAAAUUACCACAAAUCGAAAAUGUUGGUAUUGUACAAAACAAGUCAGAGGACCUAGUACGUGAAAAUGGUUACUCUCCUCACGAGGGAGCUACCGAUAACCUUAGGCCAAUCGAUACAAGAAAAGCACCGAACUUAGAUGUUCUCACGUCAGAAAGCAUGAUGCCCGUUAACGUUACUGCGCCUGCAGAAGAUUCUUUAUCGACCGAGUGCUCUGGAAUGGAAAUUUCUCAAACAAUGCUGGACGUUCCAGUUGCAACAAAGAAAGAAGUCGUCUGCAUCUCAUUAGAUGAAAGUGAAGAUGAAGAAAACGUGGAAACAGACAAGGAAAUAGAAAGUUAUGUAGAUUACGUAGCUGUUAAAAUUGAAGGAGCGCGGCAUCCCAAUCCGAUCGUUGAAACUACUUCAUUGGCCAGUGUGAACUCGCCAGACAUCUGGUAUAAACUAUCACUUCCUAAGAAAUGUAUAGACAGUGGAGCACUUUCAGCUAUGCAGUUGGAAGCAAUCACCCAUGCGUCUCAGAGGCACGAACGGAAGUUACCAGAUGGCUCCCGCGCUGGAUACCUUGUAGGAGACGGCGCUGGUGUCGGUAAAGGUCGAAUUGCUGCUGGCAUUAUUUUCGAGAAUUACCAACAAGGACGCUACAAAGCCAUAUGGAUCUCAUCAUCAAAUGAUCUCAAAAAUGAUGCCGAGCGGGAUUUGCAAGACAUUGGAGCCCGUGAAAUCGCUGUUCAUGCCUUGAACAAAUUGAAGUACCAAAACGUAUCUACCGGAGACACUUGUUCUUCAGAAAUCCCGGAAAAGGGUGUAUUAUUCUGUGCCUACUCGAAUUUGAUCGGGGUCUCCAGAUCCGCUGAAACUAGCCUGACCCGCCUUGAUCAGCUGUCAAAGUGGUUUCAUGAAGAUUUUGAUGGUGUCAUCAUCUUUGAUGAAUGUCAUAACGAAGGGAAAGCGCUGGCUAUCAGCAAGAUAAGUAAAACAGAUUUGGCCGUCUCUGUGUUGCAGAAAAAAUUGCCAAAUGCGAGAGUAGUCUAUAUUUCUUCGACUGGAUUUUCAGAACCCCGCAAAAUGGCGUAUAUGGUACGUCUCGGUCUUUGGGGACAGGGUACAUCGUUAAGAGAGUUUAGCAGCUUCGUUUUAGCCGUCGAAAAAAGUAAGGCGAACGAUGUUGAAGUCAUGGUGCGAAAAAUGAAGCAAUGCGGGAUGUACAUUGCUCGCCAACUUUCUUACAAGGGCGCCAACGUUAAAAUCAAAGAAGUGGUUCUGUCGCCAAAGCUGGCCAAGGUGUAUGGCAACUCUAUUAAGUUGUGGACUGAGUUCCGAAAGUGUUUUGCAGAGGUGGCAGAUCUCGUAAAUGCCCAACCAAGAGAACGCCAAACAAUGUGGACGCAAUUUUGGUUGGCACAUCAGAGGUUUUUCAAGUGCCUGUGCAUCUCGGCUAAAGUAUCAUAUGCGGUCAAGAUAGCUAGUGAGGCUGUCAGAUGUGGUAAAUGCGUCGUGAUUGGCCUCCAUUCAACGGCCGAAGCACGCACACUUGAGCAGACCAAUAGCCAAGGUGAACUAUCGGAGUUUGUUUCACCCACGAAAAGGAUCUUGCUGUCGUUAAUCCAGAAGUAUUUCCCAGCGACAAGUCGUUCAAAAGGCGUGUCAAGUAGAAGUGCCACUUUAAGAGAUGUACUGGAUGUAAGCCUAACAUGUCAGAAAGGAGGCCAUGAUUUAGGAAGUUGUGGAACAAAACGGAAACGUUGUAUGCGGCGCACCGACAAGAGUGAAACAAAGAAGAAAGCCAAUCCAGCCGACCAUACUUCAGAUUAUGAAAUGAGUGAACAGAAUGAUGAAACAAACGAAGAGCUCGAAAAGUCGGAUGAAGGGAAGGAUAAAGAUCCUAUGAGUUUGCAUGAGAAGACGUCUUGGAUCAAGGAGCAACUGCUGGGAGAAAUCGAGAAGCUUGGAGCUAUGCUUCCACGAAAUGUCCUUGAUGAACUCGUCGACGAAUUGGGAGGCCCUGAAAACGUGGCAGAAAUUACUGAACGAAAAGGACGUGUCGUUCAGAAAAAUGAUGGCUUGGUACAGUACGAAUCUCGUUCGGAGACUGGCGUCCCGUUAGAAAAGAUCAACUUGCACGAGAAAGAACGUUUUAUGAAUGGCAACAAGAACAUUGCCAUUAUUUCUGAGACUGUCAGCAACGGAAUCUCACUUCAUGCUGAUCGACGAGUGAAAAAUCAGCGUACUCGCCUCCACAUUCCACUUGACUUGUCUUUGGAUAGUGACCGGACAUUGCAACAGCUGGGUCGGACACACCGCAGUAAUCAAGUUACAGCUCCUGAGUAUGUUUUCUUAGCCUCAGAUUUGGCCGGUGAGAGGCUUUUUGCAUCAGUCAUCGCCAAUCGUCUCAUUAACCUUGGCGCAGUUGCACGUGGCUCUGUUUUUGAAAUGUCUGGUCGCUUCAGAUUUGAUUUUGACACAAAAGAUGGACGGGCAGCGCUUGAUGCUGUAAUGAACGCAAUACUUGGUUUUGAAGAACCCAUAGUUCCACCUCCUGUUGAUUAUCCAGGAAAUUUUUUCAAAGAUUUGAAAGUUGCCCUAAUUAGCGUUGGACUGAUUUGCCCUAGUGAAAGGAAUGCAAAGGCUUUGACACUGGAUAAAGAUUACACCAAUAUUUCCAAAUUCCGUAAUCGGAUUCUUGGUAUCCCUAUCGAACUUCAGACCAAAAUUUUCAAAUAUUUUACGGAUACUAUCGCAGUAAUCAUGACUCAGUCCAAAAAAUUGAAGGUGUUUACCUUGGUCAUUGGCUACACGAAGGACAGAAUCAAUAGCGGAGUUCUCGCUUCGCAUGCCCAAUGAGAACGACCUCUCAGUAUGACCAAGCAUCGUGACGCUAAUAGCGUGGAUCACCUUGUCAACCUGAUUGGAAUUCUGGUGGAUGGUGCGCUACGUGCAAGAUCGCGUUGAUGGAAUCUAUUGCAGCCUUCGUGAUUUGAUUAGUUGUGGUGCAAACGAUAAAAAUCACGAGACAGCCUUGGUAUGCGGACGAGGAAUUCAGGAUUGCUAAUAUGGGAAAGUAAGGACAACAGACUAAUCUAUUUUUAUCAUUUCU